Messenger RNA from Ictalurus furcatus (blue catfish), 2422 nucleotides. It is a transcript of the gene cd8b, whose product is annotated as cd8 beta. Gene Ontology annotation, molecular function: coreceptor activity; MHC class I protein binding. Gene Ontology annotation, cellular component: cell surface. The transcript has 6 exons. Bases 403 to 1035 code for a protein of 210 amino acids. Lineage: Eukaryota; Metazoa; Chordata; Actinopteri; Siluriformes; Ictaluridae. The record is from RefSeq and is a predicted model, not a curated record. Gene Ontology annotation, biological process: regulation of immune response.
AUAAAAAGAUUCAAAAUAAUAAAUACAAUUAAAAUGUCAUACUAUGCAAUGUACGGUUCUAUUAUGUAAUAUAUAUUACGGAAACACUAUAUUUGACCUAUUAAAUAUUACAAUUAUUUGGUUACGCACUUUAAAAACACCUGAAUCUAAUAUAUAAUCUUUAAGUUCUUAUUCAUUGUAAAGUGUAUUGUAGCAAAUAACCAUUAUUAAAGACAGUAUCCAUGGUGUGUGUGUGUGCACGUGUGCGCGUGCGUGUGCUAACUCACGCUCUGAUAGGUUGACUGAGUGGCAGGGCCCGACACUCCAGUUCCUCCCUGCUGUAUGACAUAAGAAGAAGGACGUGCAGCAAAUACACACACACACAUACAUACACACCCUAUACUGACAGCUGCAUGCCUGAAGAUGACCCUCAAUCACAUCUGGAGCUUUCUCUGCUUUCUGACAGCAGCGUCUGCUGUUACAGUGAAAUACCCGAGCAUCAACGGCUCUGAGACCCUGAACUGCGAGUGUCCGGACCACCAGUGUCAGAAGGUGUACUGGUACCGUUUACUUAAGAACAGAGAUACACCGGAGUUUCUGAUGCACACCAACAUUUUUAACAAGCCGAACUAUGCUAAAAACGUUGAACAAAACCGCUUUAAGACUGCUUUCAUCGACUCAACAAAGGCGUUAUUCACACUGCGCAUCACUGGCAUACAGGAGAAAGACGCAGGCUUCUACGCGUGCCUGCUCAUCAGUCAUAAUUCAGCACAGGAUCCCAAAGAUCUGAUGCCUGAAGGAUAUUCCAUCAGGCCUGGAGAAAGCAUCCCCACACUGCCACCGACAACAGUGAAAAAUCCAAAGCGUGUAAAUCGUCUGCCCAACAUCUGCAAGUCCAACCAUCAGUCUCUGAAAGGUUGCAAGUCUCUGGUCCUUUGGUCGGGCAUCUCUGCUGUCCUACUCCUGGUGGUGAUCCUGAUCUCAACACUGUAUUACUUUAGCAGACUACCCAAGAAGUGUCGACAUCGCUUUGCUAAAAAGCAGCAGCUGAGAUAAGACGGGACCAGCAGGCCGUAUCGGAGCACAUCACUCCUCCAUCGUGGCAAACCUUUUUCCUGUAAAUGAAUCAUCUGUACAAAGAAACUUACUUUUGUUUUUCUAAUCAUCUUUGCGAUGUCCUUUCCUCAUGCUCGAAUCAGAGACUCUUGAUCAUGGUCAUAGUUCUUCAUGGUUUCCAUCCAUGUUACCUAAUAGUAUUGUUUAUAGUUAUUUAUUCCUUGAGCAAGAUGCUUAUAUUCGAAACGACCUACAAGUAGACAGAUUACAUUCCGAUCAUCGAGUAGUGCAGUUAAGGGUUCGAGUGGCCGAUUAACGACGUUAGAAUACAUGGUAUAUGAAAAUGCUUGUUUGUUCUGUGUUUGUUUUUUAUUUUAUUACAUUUCUUUUAAUGCAUAUAAAUUGUUAGCUGACAUUCAUGGCAUUCUGGUGGAUUUUAAAGCAAACACACACCAGAGCUGCUCUAAUUCUAGAAAUAGAAAGAAUUUCCCUAGAAAUACAGCUUGAAAUCCUCUGCAGUUCCAAAGACUUCAAUGAACUUUUAAACGUCAAAUCAGAACUCUGAAUUAAAUCAAAGCAAUCAGCAACAUGGUGGUGUGUGUUACAGUUAAUUAUUUUCCUAUAACACAAUGUGGGGUUUUUUAUGUUUUGAAGAAAGAUUUUUUUACUCAUACUUUUUUUUAUCCAGUAAUACUUACAUUUAAAUGUUUGUAACAUCCACGUAACCUGCCGCUUGUGUUCUCUUUCUCAGGAGGUUUCUGUGAUAAGAAAUGCAGCUUGUCAUGUUUCAGAGAAAGCUCAAAGCUCUCUGUCCUGAAGUCUUUCCUGUAUUGUAAAACUUUACCUACGACUUACAAAAUACUGACACCGGAGACUCCUUCUUUAAAUGCUAAAUAAACGUGUCGUCACCGGAAACCUCGCAAUUACCUUUCAACAAUUUCAUGUUGUUUUUUUUCCCUUGUCUAAGCUGUUACUAUAGAAACGAUAACGUAUUUGCAUUAACAGAAACCUUGCAGCUGCUCUGUUAUAGAAAAUUAGUCAACACCUUCUGGCCAAUCAGAAUUGAGAAUUCAACAACGCUGUAGUGUAAUAUGUUUUAAGUAAUGCAUUAACUAGUGUCUAGUCUAUCCAGGGCUAUGAAUUUUGCAACCACAAGCAUGUUAAUUGUUUGAAUUCAUGUUGGUUUAUGUGGACUUAUUUUUGCUCACAGAUGGCAUAAACACUGUUUAAUGCGUCAUUUAAAAAAUAAAACAUUCAACAAACAAAUGAGUUAAUACAGCCUUUGUUAAGUGUUUUAAUACUGAUGGGCUGUAAGUAAUGUUACUAAAAGUACCUUAAUGCUACUUUAUUAUUCGCCAUACUUUGUGCUAGCUAGUGUGCUGGACGC